Molecule: messenger RNA, 561 nt
Organism: Cervus elaphus (red deer)
Lineage: Eukaryota; Metazoa; Chordata; Mammalia; Artiodactyla; Cervidae
Product: putative serine protease 47
Exons: 3
Coding region: 1-561 (186 amino acids)
Biological process (GO): proteolysis
Molecular function (GO): serine-type endopeptidase activity
Source: RefSeq, a predicted model, not a curated record
AUGGUGACAAGGCGCCUUUCCUUCUCCAGCAAACCCAAAGCCCCGGAGAGCUACCGGGUUCUGUUAGGGAGCACCCAGCUCUACCAGCACGGCCCUCAGACCCGGGAGGUACCCGUGAGCCGGGUUAUCACGCACCCAGACUUCGAGAAGCUGCAUCCCUUCGGGAGCGACAUCGCCAUGUUGCAGCUGCCGUCUCCUGUGAACUUCACCUCCUCCAUCGUCCCCGCCUGCCUCCCAGUCCCUGGCAUGAAGCUCCCCAGGAACUCGUCCUGCUGGAUAACCGGCUGGGGGAUGCUCAACGAGGAAACUCCCCUGCUGGAACCCUUCCAUCUCCAGGCGGGUAAGGUGAGCUUCAUUGGGAACAAGCUCUGUAACAUGUUAUAUGGACGUGCGAGAGGCAAAAACUUCUCUGUGCGCGAGGACAUGCUGUGUGCCGGGGACUUCUCCGCAGGAAAGUCCAUCUGCCACGUGAGCAAACAGGUCCCAGAGAGGGUAAGUGGCUACGCUAAAACAAGGCAGCUCAGCCUGAGCCCCGGAGUUCACACUUACGCCCCACCCUGA